AUGUCCGCCUUCAGACCUUGGGGAAGUUCUACAUCACUUGUGCUUCCACCAGUAUCUUUACGGAGUCGAGGCGGAUGCACCCUAAGAAGUCGAGGCGGAUGCACCCUAAGAAGUCGAGGCGGAUGCACCCUAAGAAGUCGAGGCGGAUGCAGCCUAUCCUAUCCUGUAAGAAGAAUUGUACACUUGGAAGUAGGAGAAUCCACAGAAAGCAUGCAUCUCAGAAACAUCUACAAAAGAGGUGGCGCGACAUCUUUACAAGGAGAAUUGUAAGCAGAGUCUUCUCGAUAUCGGACCUAAGAAGUCCAGGUGGAUGCGCCCUACCCUAUCCUAUCAUCGAAAACUGGACAACAUAACCGAGUUAUUGACUGAAACAACAGAGUCACUACGUUGCUCUUCUUGAUUCAGUAUCUCGCUUAGUUUAAGUAGCUACUUGCUUAUUUCAGUUUUUCGAAUACGAAGAAUUCGAAUUGUACACUUGUAAGUAGAAGAGUCUCAUCUUCUUGUCGUCGUUUUCUUUCGAGAUCUGUCAGAUUGAUAUGCAAGACUUGUUUGUUUGUGAUCAUGAUUCUUCUGAACAGUAGGCACAGGGAGGUUGAAAGGCCUCAAGGACGUUAGUCAGGACGUAAAAUGAGGCAUCAUAGCAUGACAUAUUGUUGCUUGUGAGGACAAUUUUUAGGACGAGGUCUGCCUCUUCCAUGUUGCAUUUUCUGGCUCGGCAACAGUUCGAC
Molecule: messenger RNA, 728 nt
Organism: Amoebophrya sp. A25
Lineage: Eukaryota; Dinophyceae; Syndiniales; Amoebophryaceae
Source: the annotation of a GenBank genome assembly